AUGUCCCAAAUCCUGGCCGGUGUUCCAUUGCAGUUGAAAGAUGGCCGAGAAGUCGACGCCGGAACACAUUUGAACAACAAGGUUUCAUUUAGUCUUUUGGACUAGGGAUACCCCAAGGUAAAAAAAAAUUAAAGGUUGUUUUCUUCUGACCUCUUUGAUGAAAAAUCCACCAAGAUUAAGUCCAACAAAAGAAAAAAAUCGACAGAGUUCUCAAAAACAGCUUCUGUGUUUGGUUCACUUUUAAUCUUCCAUAACUCUAUUAUCAAAUCAGCAGGUCACAUUCUGUUUUUGUACCACCCAUGACAACUUCUUAUUUUCGAUAUUUUAUUGGUUUUCUCUCUUUCACAAAACGGUUUUACUAUCAAACUUCAAAAAAAGGAAAAGUUAAAAAACGGACAAGGUCGAUGCGACAACCUUGAUCUCGGAGUUUUGAGACUUAAUCAAUUUUGCCAUUUUUCAGAUAGUUGUCCUUUACUUCUCCGCCAGUUGGUGCCGUCCGUGUCGGAGCUUCACGCCUCUUUUGAAGGUGAGAACAUGAAGAGGACACUUAAGAGAAAAACCUCAGUAUAAGUUUCAAAUUCAAACUAUGCGCUUCAUUUUCUGAGUUCAAAAGUGGAAAAACUGCGUCAGAGCAACUUUUCGUUACUUUUUGAUUACGUUCCCAGCGACGUUUUGAUAAACGCAUGAUAAGCUCGAUUAUAAACUCUUUCGGAAAUCAUAAAAUCUUGCAACAUUCGCAAAUUGAAAAGUGAUUGGCUGGUCAGACCAUUUCUAAAACUCGAACUGAGAAAUCUGAACAGACAAAUGAAAGAAUCUAUCAAAACGUCUAUACCCCAUUUUCCUCAACUCAAAAAAUUCUAACGUGUCUGUAACCUCUUCUUACUGUGCUUUUUUGUGUCUUUAUGAAGUCCAAGACAAAGAAAUAGAUAUAGACAGUCAGCCUGUUAUAAAUAUGUCAAUUAGUUCGAAAACUUUUUGCGAAAUUGAACAGAGAGCUCCGUCAACGGAUGAAACUUUUUAGGUACUUGAAAAAAAUUAAAUAAUGAUAUAUAAAAAAUGUGCAAGCUCAAUCAAGUGAGCUCACAAAAAACCAACCUUUCUUAGGAGUUUUACGACACGAUGCAGCAUCUGAACAAGGAGAUCGAGGUGGUGCUCGUUUCACGGGACUAUAUGAGGUUCCAGCUCCAAGACUACUACGAGAAGCAUGGCUGCUCCUGGGCAAUCAUGCCUUUGUGGCACGAGAAAGUCAAGUAAGCGCCUGAACUUCAAAUCUGACAUUAAAAAUCGCUCAAAGUUAUAUAAAAAAUAUAUCAAAUCAAAAUAUAAGAAAAAGUCUUAACUAAAAUGAGCAUCAAGAACGGAAGUUAAACGAAAAAUGCUCAAAAGAACCAUAAACAUCUUCAGACUUUUCUCUAAACUAACGCAUUAUCAGUUUUGAAUAAUCCGUAUUUUUGACGUCUUGAUCUACAGAUGUAUGGUGAACUUGCUUAGAACUGGUUGUUAAUAAAACUUUUGAUUUCUUUUCUCGGAAGACUGAACAUCGCGUUGGAGUGCGAUAAGAAGAAUGCGUGACAAACUUUUCAAAAAGAGAAAAUUGAAUGAACAAUAAGUUAUUUAAUUCUCACUUUUAUAAGUUCUUAUUUCGAUUAAAAACUAUCUAAUUGCAUGAUUUUCUUCGGAAUAUAGUAAAAGUCAAUCACGUCUUCAGGGAGCUGUUCGACGUCUACAACGUGAAAGAAUUGCCGACGUGCCGCGUCAUCACCGACGACGGCACUUGUAUCGUCCAGAACGCCCGACAAGAAGUCGAGGUUUCCGAAUCAUCGAGAACCGCGAAAAUCUUAUUUAUCCCAGGAAUUCUCCCACAAACAACGACGACCCGAAGAGCUUUACGCCAAGUGGAGGCAAAUCGCGACGGUCCAUUGCUAG
Messenger RNA from Caenorhabditis auriculariae, 1926 nucleotides. NCBI's taxonomy places the organism in Eukaryota, Metazoa, Nematoda, Chromadorea, Rhabditida, Rhabditidae. The record is from the annotation of a GenBank genome assembly.